Molecule: messenger RNA, 375 nt
Organism: Trypanosoma rangeli
Lineage: Eukaryota; Euglenozoa; Kinetoplastea; Trypanosomatida; Trypanosomatidae
Product: Heat shock protein 67Bb
Exons: 1
Coding region: 1-375 (124 amino acids)
Cellular component (GO): mitochondrion
Molecular function (GO): thiosulfate-cyanide sulfurtransferase activity
Source: RefSeq, a predicted model, not a curated record
AUGCAGCAGCUUCUUACCUAUGAGGACAUGAAGACCGUUGUGGAAAGCAAGCUCCAAGGCCAGCUUCAUGGAACUCACCUGAUUGAUGUGCGAGAUGAGGAAGAGGUGGAGAGCACAGGAAUGAUUCCCGGGGCCGUAAACGUGCCCCUCGAUCAGCUUGAGGCUGCGUUGAAAAGUGACCCGGAGGAGUUCCAAAAAAAUUAUGCGAUUCCCAAGCCACCACAAGAUGACAAGCUCGUCGUGUACUGCUUGUCGGGGAAACGUGCGGAGAAGGGAGAGAAACUGGCCAGAGAGUGUGGUUACACAAAGACUGCGGUCUAUCCUGGGAGCUGGAACGAGUGGUCUAAGCAUGCCGAUGAACACAAGGAGGGUUAG